Messenger RNA from Varanus komodoensis (Komodo dragon), 1571 nucleotides. Its product is annotated as mucosal pentraxin-like. The transcript has 2 exons. Gene Ontology annotation, biological process: innate immune response. The record is from RefSeq and is a predicted model, not a curated record. Lineage: Eukaryota; Metazoa; Chordata; Lepidosauria; Squamata; Varanidae. Gene Ontology annotation, molecular function: complement component C1q complex binding. The coding region runs from base 321 to 1178 and encodes 285 amino acids.
GUUCUCUUUUCAGCACCAGGUUAGGACCUUCUCUCAGGCCUUGGGCUGGCUAGCCCUAGGCUCCCAUCAGGUCUCGAGUGGAAAGAUUAUGUUGAGAGAUGUUAUACGUGCGGAUGGAUGGUUGAAGAGAUAUUUUUCAUCUUUUGACAAACUAGCAGCUCGGACACUUUGUUGUGGAUACAAGUUCUGUGCAGUCGUGGCCUGAUUCAGACCAGCACAUCUUGAUCAGCACAUCUUUCUAUCUUGAUCUAACAGACAGAGCUGUUUAUGCCAUUAUUUUUCCUUGCAGAAUUGCUCCUAAGAGGCCUGGGUGCAUUUUGAUGAAUCGCCUGAAAUACAGGCUCCCUCCACUUCCAGAUGACGUGUUCCCCAACCUUUGCCAAGCUUAUAGUCCAGCUGGGCUUGGCUUUGCCAGCCUACAUUUCAAACAGCAGAAAGGAGGAAGAGGAGAAGGGCUUGGUGUCUGGUUCUCGUUGCUCCACUGGUCUCUCCUGGCUUGCAGGUCUCACAAGAUGGAGAGAGCAGCUCUUUGGUCCCUCGUGCUGCUCAGCUUCUCAGGAGCUUUGGCCAAGACAAAUCUGAAUGAGAAAGUGUUUGUGUUCCCAAAGACUUCCGCGGAUGCCUACGUCCUCCUUAAGCCCAGGCUGUCUUGGCCCCUGUCACAGUUCACCCUGUGCAUCCGUUACUUCACUGAUCUGACCCGCAGUUACUCGAUUUUCUCCGCCUCUUCGAGGCAACACGACAAUGAGAUUCUCCUCAUCAAACACCCGGCUGAGUACCACGCUUGCGUGGGUGGGCAGUGCCAGGUCUUCAUCAGAAAGGCGAAUCCCAGCAGCGGCAACGGCUGGACAAGCGCCUGCCUGACGUGGGCCUCGGCCACCGGCAUCACUGAGCUCUGGCUGGACGGGGAGCCCUUGCCCAGGAAGGGUGCCGCCAAAGGGCACAACAUCCCAACCGAGCUGGUGGUGAUGCUGGGGCAAGAGCAAGACUCCUUCGGCGGCUCGCUUGACGCGCAGCAGUCCUUCGUGGGAGAAAUCAGCGACGUGUUUUUGUGGGACGCCGUGCUGCCUCCGGAGCAGCUGAGGAGCAAGGAUACCACUACAACAGCUCUGGUGAGCUGGACCAUGCUGGAUUUUGAAAUCAAAGGCUACGUGGUCAUUGAGCCCACCAUACAGUAAGUCCAAGGGCAGGUAGCAGGAAUAUACUUCUUAAGCGAUGUGUCAGAAGACGAAGCAUCGACCUUCGCUGUGCUCAUCUUCUCAUGUAUUCAUCCAAAAAUUAUUCCAUUUUCAAUAAGAAGUUUUAUACAGGCCUUACAAAAUUUCUUACACACUCGUCCAUGCAUUUUUUCCACACAGUGUGGCUUUUUCUGUGUAUUUCCCCCAAGGGGGUGGGCUUUUGUGCUCUCUCCCUGACAGAUUUCCAAAAGCAAUUUUUUCAUUGAAUAAUGCCUUCCUUUCUAAAAAGUCAACUUUUGGCUUUGAAUCUGAUCUCUGUCUUGCCAGUGAGUUUCCUCCAAGAGAAUGAUGUGGUUCUCUGUGUAUCACCCUCAAUAAAUAUAUAUGCUUUCA